CGAUAUAUUAAUAGGCAUGUUUUGAACACGCUGAUAGGGGAUAUUGUGCGUUAAAUGAUCAUGGCCGUGAGAUAGUGUAAAUACUAUAAGCUCAUGAAUGGAUCGUAAAUGCGAUAAAGAUAAAUUGAUAUAAUAUUAAACAAUAAUGCAUGUGUCAGAGCACAAUACUUUAGCCAGUUAUAAAGCCGCCAGCGGUGCGCUACCACCGCUCGUAGGAUCUAAAGGUAAUUCAGUGUUCAACUUAAAACAGACCGGAAAAUGUGGACCUAACCCUGUGCCUGCGACCACAGCGACCAUGGUGAGCCAGAACCAGCGAGGCUCCAGCUCCAAGAGCCUCAUCUACCGGAGCAUACCACCCAAGCCGCACACCUUCACCCUCUCUGAUAUGAUCGGUGAGUCCCUCUCCCAGAACAGGGUCAACAAGAAGCUCGGACUCACUGGCAGCUCCUCCUCGGAGUUUGCAAAGCGCUUUAUAUCGCGGCCUACAACGCAACCUAAAGUGAUUGAAUUCAAUGUGGGGAAAAUAUCUGCCCAGAAACGCCGACGGGGAAUCAAUGGAUUUUUCCCGCCGGUUAAACUUCGAGGAACGUCGUCGGCCAAGUUUACGCCGCCUAGCACACAUACGUCGGAGGUAGGCGUCGAGAUACAACGUCACGGCCCGGUUGCCCACGCAAUGUCAGCCCCGCCUGUCCCGACGGCAACGACGACGACGGCGGCGCCGGGUUCCGCCCUCCAGCUCGUGCCCACGUCCUACUCUGAGGUGCGGCCCAAGUCCGCGUCGCGGUCCAUAUCGCGGGCGUCCCGGACAUCGCGCCGCUCGUUACGUCAAACGCCGGAGUCGGUGCGGACAGCGCCUGCGCAAGAUUCGAACAUUGUGUACCCGGAGACAUUUGAGUUCGAUGAACUCAGUACCAUGUUGGGUCCGAAGCGAGUUUUACCAAGACGAGAUUUACCUUGGGUGUUUCGAUACAAGGUGAAACGGAAUAUGAACGAAUUGUCAAAAAUAAUGUCUACUAAACAGCCACCGUUGGUGGAUGUUUGAAGGCCGUAAAAAACAACAACUUAUUAGUUAUAACAUGGGAAUAUGUGUGUUGUAUUGUGCAUAGUGUUAUAACUGGAAUAUGCGCAUAUAAACCUGUGCGAGCAAUACCAUUUAUUCCUACAAUCCAGUCUCGAUCGGUAAUCCGGUCAUUAAUUUGUUUGUUCAGUCUGAAACCAAACUUCACCGAGCACCAGUUUGCUGAUAACUGCGUUUUUUCUCCUUAAUUGAACUCAUCAAUAACACCAAAAUAGAGGAUUGGGGGAGAAACUGUUGCAUUUGCAUGACUAUUUUAUAUAAGAUACGAUAGUUUAAAACUAAAUUACUGAUUGAGAAAUAGACAUGAAAUGUUACCAUUCUCUCAGAUGUUUACUCCUUCUACUUGCUAUUUAAACAUAGCAGACGUUGAAUAUUUUAUUUUCCGAUGUUAUACAAUUUUAGCUUACCUGACCGCAUUGUGCUUUUUGUAAGCUUUUCUGAUCGCCGUUUGCCUGUCGUCGGUCGUGCGUCGUUAACAUGUAUCUUGUUAAAUCUGUAGAUGUCGCAUUUCUUGACCAAAUAUCAUGAAACUUGGUAAGAACACCUCUCCUUACAAUAUCUCAGCCGAGUUUAAAACAGGAUCAUGCUGGGUAAAAAAUGACCACUGGGUUAAAUUAAUGAACAAGUUGGUUAACAUUCCGGGUGUCAGACUGAGCACACGCAUUGCCCAAAUCGUUAUGAAACUUGAUGUGAACAUUUGUGCGAAUGAUAUCGCGAUCGAGUUCGAAAUUGGGUUAUGAGGAUAAAAAACAAGGUCACUAUGCUGACUUGAAAAAAAAACGUUUGAAAACACCCGUUGUCAAAUUUAUCUUAUAUUUUAUUUUUAUAAGUCAUAUAUCUGUCGAUUUCUACACAGGAUAACUGCAAACAGCAGGUCAGAAUUUUUUUUUCGCUCGUCCACAUUGACCCGACAUUCGUGAACUCAAUUAGCAUACUGAUUUCGUAUAAUUAGCAUAACAUUUACAAAUGGAUUCUUUCUUAAUUUUAAUUCGGUUAAUUCGGUUAAGUUCGUGCACUUUUAGCACGAGUUUCAUGAGACCAUAGAGGUCCGUGCAAGGUUAAUAUUGACGAGCUGUACCAUGUCAAUAUUAUUUGCAUAUUACUAGUAUAAUAAACUCAGGCUAGCGGCAGAUGGUCGUCGUGUUUAAAUGAGUCGCGUUCUGAGAAAACUGGGCAUAAUGCAUGUGCGUAAAGUGUCGUCCCAGAUUAGCCUGUGUAGUCAGGCUAAUUAGGGACGACACUUUCCGCCUAAAUUGGAUGUUUGCUAAGAAGAGAUUUCAUUUAAACGAAAAAUGUAAUAUAAGCGGAAAGUGUCGUCCCUGAUUAGAUUGUGCGGAUUGCACAGGCUAAUCUGGGACGACACUUCUCGCACAUGCAUUAUGCCCAGUUUUCUCAGAACACGACUCAAAUGGUACGAUACACUCAAAAUCUAAAGUUACAAUUGUGUUGUAACUAUUGUUGAUGCAUUUAUCGAUUGAUAAGCAGAAGACAUUGAUUGCUUUAAAUCUUUUUUGUAUACAUAUAUAUUAUGUUUUUUGAAUAAUGCCGACAUGUUUGUUGAAAUAUACUUAAACGUCUACUGUGA
Molecule: messenger RNA, 2663 nt
Organism: Dreissena polymorpha
Lineage: Eukaryota; Metazoa; Mollusca; Bivalvia; Myida; Dreissenidae
Exons: 2
Coding region: 146-1042 (298 amino acids)
Source: RefSeq, a predicted model, not a curated record